Messenger RNA from Rotaria sordida, 1725 nucleotides. The record is from the annotation of a GenBank genome assembly. Lineage: Eukaryota; Metazoa; Rotifera; Eurotatoria; Philodinida; Philodinidae.
AUGAAACUAAAAUUUUUAUUUGUAACAGAACCUAAUGUAAUUAAAUGUUCUACACAUGAAUAUCUCAUUUUUACUAAUUGGCAUAGUGUUUCUAAAUGGAAUAUAUCAUGUCCAAAUCAGACUGAAUUAUUUGAAACUAAUCCUCCUCAUUUAAUCGAAGAAACUCAGGUUUAUGUUGCUUGUUUUGAGAGUGAUAUGAUAUUAAAUCCUUAUCUUAUGUUGAAUUAUACAAAGAUGAAAAAAGGAAUGAUAAAAAAUCCAUGUGAAUCAAGCAUACUUUCAUCACAUUCAUUACCUGAUUUGACUGGCAUAGUUAAUAAUACUUAUCAUCAAUAUUCAUUCAAAGCUAAAUGUGUUGAUUCUCAAAUAUUUAUUAAUCUAAGUUCAAUAAGUUUUUCAUCUACAUCUAAUGAAAUACAUACUAUGUAUACAAAAUUUAACACUCAACCAGUGAUUUGUCGAUUUAUGUUCAAUCAAAGUGAACUUGUAAGAAAUAAAACAUGUAUGGUGAAUGCUACAUUGACAGUGAGAAAGUUAUGUUAUUAUGAUCCUCAGUUAAAAACAAUAUCAAAAGAAGUUGAUUGGAAUCUAUUAGACAAUUUUUUCACAAAUCCAUCUUAUGCUCCAUCUCAUUGGCAAACAAAAAAUGGAUACUAUUAUAAUGAUAAAUUAUUAACAACCACUAUCACUAUAUCGGUAAGUACUGAUAAGACAACGACAUUCUCAACAGUCAGUACUACAAUAUCAACAACUACUGUUACGAAAACCGAUACCACCAAAAGUACAACUUCAUUCACCACUAGCGAAACAACAACAUUCUUAACAGUUAGUACUACAAUAUCAGCAACUACUAUGACAGAAGUUGAUACCACCGAAGAUACAACUUCAUUUACCACUACAGAAACAACAACAUUCUCAAUGGUUAGUACUACAAUAUCAACAACUACUAUGACAAAGAUCAGUACCACUCCGGAUACAACUUCAUUCCGUAGUAGUGAUAUAACAACAUUGUUUACGAUUAGUACUGCAUCAUCACCUAAUACUUUUACAGAAUUCGAUACCACAGUUUUAUCAACUAGUAGUCAUAGUCCAACACUAACCACAACUAUUAUUAGUGACAUUCUUACAUCAUCAAUCGAAAGUAGUACAUCAAUUAUAACUACAUCUAUACAAAGUAGCGAAAUUCCUUCGUCAAUUAUUACAACUACAACUGCUGAUCAUAUUUCGGAUACUAUCUUCGAAACAAUGUCGACAACACUUUUUGAUACAGGUACAACAUCUUAUAUAAAUGUAAACAAUAAUACAACAUCGAAAAAAAGCUCAAAAAGCUCUAAAACAUCGAAAACUAGUACAUCGACAACAUCUAUGAUACCUUUAAAUACUCUUUCUCCAACUAAAGAAUCAUCAUCUUAUAUUAAAUAUAUUAUAUUUCUACUUUCUAUAAUUGGCAUUAUUUUAUUGAUCUCGUGUCUUGUUUAUCUUUAUCAACACCAUCGAAAUAGGAGUAGUGAAUCAUUGUUAGAUCGCAAUGAUAGUGAUGAAUCGUAUGAUCCAAGCACAACGGAAUCUGAACUGGAUCCAUCGAAUGAAUCUGUUGAAGAAUCGACAGCUGCACAUACUAUAUCAGAAUUACCAAUACUCUUACCACAGCUACAACAAUCAAAAUCAUCUAGUAAACAGACUACUGGACGUAUUUUUAGUAAACUAGAUCCAGAUAAUCUUUAA